UCCGUCCCCGUCUCCCUCGCGACCAACGGAUUCCACGCACGUACAAGUCGCCGGCAUCCCAGCUGAACUCUGAAUAUUCAUCCACCCCCCGCCCACAGGCCCAUAAAAAACUCGUCGGCGUCGGCGUCGGCGGCCUCGCAUCGAACCGCCCUCAAUCUCAAUCUCACCGUGGACUCGCCGCCAAGCACGAACUGGCAGGCGGCAGGUGCCCAGCCACGUUAGCCAGAUCCUCCUGCAAAGAACAGAAAUCCCCCGGUUAUUUCCCACUCCGCUCCACUCGUCCCAACCACGCGCCGCUAGCCAGCUGCACCCUCGGCCGGCAUGGCCCGCCUCGGCCUCUGGCACUUUCCGCCGCUGAUGCUCCUCCUCCUCCUCCUCGGCCUCUUCCUCGACGCGGCGGCCGCGGCGGGGAAGGGGAAGAAGUGGGGCGGUGACGGCGGGGGGCUGCGGUUCCGGCGGGAGGGCGGCACGUUCAAGGUGCUGCAGGUGGCGGACAUGCACUACGCCGACGGGCGGAGCACCGGGUGCGAGGACGUGCUGCCCGAGCAGGUCGCCGGCUGCUCCGACCUCAACACCACCGCCUUCCUCUACCGCGUCCUCCGCGCCGAGGACCCCGACCUCGUCGUCUUCACAGGCGAUAACAUAUACGGCGCAGAUUCAACCGACGCGGCCAAGUCGAUGGAUGCAGCCAUCGCCCCGGCAAUCGCCAUGAACAUUCCCUGGGCUGCUGUGCUCGGCAACCAUGACCAGGAGGGCACCCUGUCGCGGGAGGGCGUGAUGCGCCACCUUGUAGGCAUGAAGAAAACCCUGUCACGCUUCAACCCUGAAGGAGUAGAGAUCGACGGCUUCGGUAAUUAUAACCUCGAAGUUGGUGGGGUUGAAGGAACACAGCUGGCUAACAAAUCAGUGCUCAACCUGUAUUUUCUCGACAGUGGUGACCGUUCUACUGUAUGGUGGAUCCCUGGUUAUGGUUGGAUCAAGGCUUCACAGCAAGCUUGGUUCAAGCAAACCUCCUUGAGUCUGCAGAAAAACUACAGGAAUGAAGAACCCAGACAGAAGGAGCCAGCACCUGCUCUUGCAUACUUCCACAUUCCAUUGCCGGAGUUCAGCAGCUUCACAGCGUCUGAUUUCACAGGAGUGAAGCAGGAGAGUAUCAGCUCGCCAUCAAUCAACUCCGGUUUCUUUACCACGAUGGUGGAAGCUGGAGAUGUGAAGGCUGCCUUCAUAGGACAUGAUCACGUAAAUGACUUCUGCGGGAAGCUCACCGGUAUUCAGCUCUGCUAUGCCGGUGGCUUGGGUUACCAUGCGUACGGGAAGGCUGGGUGGUCGAGGAGAGCAAGGGUGGUGUCCGUGCAGCUCGAGAAGACGGUGAGCGGUGAGUGGCAAGGAGUGAAGUCUAUCAAGACAUGGAAGAGGCUUGAUGAUGAACACCUCACCACGAUUGACUCCGAGGUCCUGUGGAACAGAGGCUCUAAUGGGAGGCGCAGGAAGGAUCAUGACAGAAGCUGAGUUCAGGAUGGGGACAGCGAGUGAUGCGUCCUACUCCUACCUCUGCACAUCAUGUGUGCUGUUGGUGCUCUUAUUACAAAGUUCGCAACUGUGUAAAUGAAAACAGAUAGCAACUGUGUAAAUGAAAACAGAUAGUACGCCUCAGGUAUAUGCAGGUUUUUAGCAUUGUAAUUGUUCGCAUCAAGAAAGAACAAGAUGCAUUAUCAAAUGUCACUCUCUGCAAAUGGGCUUGGAUGUCGAAAGAAAAUGUGUGCAAUGUUUGUGCAGUAUGGGCCUUACCGCUGUAAGUUUGCAGAACAUUCCAGCAACAUAAUAAGAAAUUAACAGAGUUCAUUGGAAAUUA
This is a messenger RNA of Triticum dicoccoides, 1852 nucleotides long. Its product is annotated as probable inactive purple acid phosphatase 29. Gene Ontology annotation, cellular component: cytoplasm. The transcript has 4 exons. The record is from RefSeq and is a predicted model, not a curated record. Gene Ontology annotation, molecular function: hydrolase activity, acting on ester bonds. Bases 322 to 1509 code for a protein of 395 amino acids. Lineage: Eukaryota; Viridiplantae; Streptophyta; Magnoliopsida; Poales; Poaceae.